AUGCACGCGGCGGCCGCCGCAGCGCCGAGCCAGUUGCCAGCCCGCGCCCGCCCGCCCCCCGCCGCUCCUCGCUCGCGGAGCCCCCGCGAGGGAGGGGCGGCCCCUCCCGUAGCCGCGCCGCUGGGCACCGCCGAGCGGGGCCCCGAGUCCCGCGCCCAGGCCACGGCCCGGCCUCUCCGCACCUGGUGCGGAUCCGCGCCGCCUCCUCACCACGCAGGGCGGCUCCGGCGGGGCUGGCAGCGCAGCGCGGGGCGGACAGCCCGGCAGGCAGCCUCUCCUCCUGCCACCAUCUUCCUCCGGCCGCCGCCCCCGCCGCCAGCACCGCCCGGCACGGCCCCUCCCGCCGCUCCGCGCCGCCCUUCGCGUCAGCGCGUCCGCCGCCGCCCUCCUGGUCCCGCGGCGGUGCGGGGCGGUGCCGCCAUGACGGGCCGCGCCGGUGGGAGGCGAGGAGAUGGCGGCCGCCGGGACGGGCUGCCCUCCGUUCAGCGGGAUGCCCGAACGCCCCCGGAGAGCGGGAAACUUCUGUCUAGACAAAGAAUGGAGAUGUUAAUGAGGCUGAAUGUGUACAAGUCUAUGGGGCCUGAUGACGUACAUCCCAGAGUUCUGAAAAGCUGCCUGAUGCAGAUGCGGGACACUCUUCUUCAUAUUUAAAAAGUCAUGGAUGUAAGGUGAGGUCUCCUGUGACUGGAAAAAGGGAAACAUCACUCCUAUUCUAGGUAAGGGAGAAAGGAAGACCAGGGGAACUACAGGCCAGUGACCCUCACAUCGGUGCCUGAGAAGAUCAUGGAACAUAUCCUUUUGGAAGAGAUGUUAAGGUACUUGAGGGAUGGGCGGGUGAUCUGUGACAGCCAGCAUGGCUUCACCAAGGGCAGACCACCUCAGCAAUCUGCUGGUGGCCUUCUAUGAUGGAGUGAUGGUAUUAGUAGACAAAGAAAGAGCAACUGAUGCCGUCUACCAGGGCUUUGACAUGGCUCCACAUCACAUAAUUAUCUCUAAAUUGGAGAGAUGCAAAUUUGAAGGAUGGAAUAUUUGGUGGAUAAAGAAUUGGUUCAGUGGUCACAAUCAGGGGUUUGUUGUCAAUGGCUCUAUGUCCAUGUGGAGUUUGGUGAUGAGAGGUGUCCCACAGAGGUCCAUCGUGGGACCUGUGC
Molecule: messenger RNA, 1148 nt
Organism: Gallus gallus (chicken)
Lineage: Eukaryota; Metazoa; Chordata; Aves; Galliformes; Phasianidae
Product: sterile alpha motif domain-containing protein 1-like
Exons: 2
Coding region: 1-651 (216 amino acids)
Source: RefSeq, a predicted model, not a curated record